This is a messenger RNA of Racocetra persica, 821 nucleotides long. The record is from the annotation of a GenBank genome assembly. NCBI's taxonomy places the organism in Eukaryota, Fungi, Glomeromycota, Glomeromycetes, Diversisporales, Gigasporaceae.
AUGAAUUCAAAUUCAAGUCAAUUGUCAUCAAUGAAUUUUGAAGGUCAUUUCUGUGAUGGAAAAGUGUGGUCAGAAUAUCUUGCCGAGCUGCUUGAUGUCGAGUUAGUCAAUUGUGCAUUUGGCGGAGCUACAUCAGACAAUAGUCUCAACAAAGAAGUAAACCAACAACCUGACGUUCCGGGACUUAAACAGCAAGUUCAAAAUUAUAUUUCAAGCAGAGCUAGAUAUGAAAAUUGUGACCGAACUCUUUUUGUUUUGUGGACAAUGGGACAAGAUUAUACCAUAUCAAAUUAUACCGUCUCCCCUAAAACCAUACUCACCAAUAUAGCCUCCUGCGUCUCUUUAUUGAUCAACCACUUGGAUGCCACACACAUCCUUAUUCCUGGAAUUCCAGAUUUAUCGCAAUCACCAUUACAUAAAAAUGAAUCAGAAGAACAACUUUCUUUAAUCAAAUCAGUCUGUAAAAGUCAUAACCGGGCAUUGAAAAAUUUCAUAGAAUUACUCAAAAAGAUAUAUUAUCAUAUAAACAUACAUGGUUAUGAUACAGAAAAUGAAAUAGAGACGUUAAAAGAGGAAGCAUUAAAUCAGGACUGGGAAAAAAUAGGAGAAAAGUUGUUAGAAUCACCGAAAAAAUCGAGUCUUCAAAAGAAUUUGGGGAUUAAAAAUGUUAGGGAUGAAUUCAUAAAUCCUUAUGAUGGUUCCAUAAGCGGAGAUUUAGAAGGUGAAUACUUUACUCCAGAAAAAUAUUUUUAUUGGGAUCUGAUACAUUGGAGUUCUAAGGUUCAUGAAGUUGUUGCUGCUGAUUUAUUUGAGAUAGUCAG